Messenger RNA from Monosiga brevicollis MX1, 1016 nucleotides. RefSeq lists its product as uncharacterized. Gene Ontology annotation, molecular function: protein binding. NCBI's taxonomy places the organism in Eukaryota, Choanoflagellata, Craspedida, Salpingoecidae. The coding region runs from base 1 to 933 and encodes 310 amino acids. The record is from RefSeq and is a predicted model, not a curated record. The transcript has 7 exons.
AUGAUUAACAAUCGGAUCGUCUCCAGCGUCAUUCUUCAAGAAUCUGACGACAAAGAGUCUCUGGCCAUCAUGGGCUUUGAAGAUGACCUGGUCGGCGAGGAUGAUGCUGGAAAAUACACUGGGUCACGGCAAGGCAACAAUGCCAAUGUUAUUGAGGAUCGAUUCGCCACUUUCGAGGAGGACGCCUUCCUUCCGACCAGCGUUUCUCACUUGGAACGUUUUGACACCAUGGUCACCCAGUCCCUAUCUCCCGCCCUCGCCUCUGCUUACGUGGGCGACAUGCUGCGGUAUGACCCAUCUGCGUUGCAUCGCAUGGACGAGGAAGGCAAUUCCCUACUCAUGCUGGCCAUCGCCCAAGGCAAUUCAGUGCUGUGUGAAGCCAUCUUGAACAUCGACCCAAAUUUGAUCGAGGCUGUCAACGUGCAGUACCAAAACUGCCUUGCUCAAGCUGUCUUGCGCAACGACGAGGCACUGCUGGAUGUGUUUGAGCCUUUCACACAGUAUCAUCAUGUGGUGCACAUGGACAACUUUGGGUACACGGCGCUUCACUGGGCCCUCAUGUCUUGCAAUGAGACGCUUGUAAUGCGCCUUGCCAUCAUGCACCCAACAGCCCUCUUGAUCAAUACCAAUUUGCACGACUCGUGUUUGCACUUGGUCGUGCGGGAGGGUCGGGCCUCACUGCUAGCGCAGCUCUUAAACAAUCUGCACAGCGUGACCAUCCUGUUACUUAUGCGAACAGGUUCCUCGCAUGCUACGCCCCUGGAGCUAGCCACCAUCUUUGUGCAAGAGGAGUGCCGCAAACUUCUCGAGCCGGCUCUAAGCAGCAUACGCAAGCGCAACGAGACUGACAAAGUUUUGCAGAAGCGCCUAGCCAGCACGGCUCGCAUGCGCGUACUGCGUCAAACAUCGGACGUGGGUGACGAUAGCAGUUGAGGUGUCACUGGCAACCGUUUGGGCCUGAGCUGUAGCCACGGUGCUUCCUCGUCGCGCCUCAACCUUCAAUUUGUGUUUGUCUU